AUGAUUUCCACUUGGCCUUUGCAAUCCUGGCCGCGCGCACAAGUUGUCGGCUCACAACUCGGCCGAAUUGAACCAUUCAAAUUGAACAACAGCUCCUCCAACCCACCAGUUCCCCGCUGUGCCGUCGCCCGAUCCCUGUUCCAGACAUCCUUCACCAUGCACGACAGCAGCGACUAUAACUACGCCACACCUAUAUCAGGCUCUCAAAGGGGCAUGUCCCCCCUCGCGAUGAGCUUUGCCAACUCCAAAAACGCCCUUCAAGUGACAGGUCAAAAACGCGUCGAAAUGUAG
Cordyceps militaris CM01 is the source of this 291-nucleotide messenger RNA. RefSeq lists its product as uncharacterized. The transcript is spliced from 3 exons. The record is from RefSeq and is a predicted model, not a curated record. Lineage: Eukaryota; Fungi; Ascomycota; Sordariomycetes; Hypocreales; Cordycipitaceae. The coding region runs from base 1 to 291 and encodes 96 amino acids.